Folsomia candida is the source of this 2015-nucleotide messenger RNA. RefSeq names its product proline-rich extensin-like protein EPR1. The coding region runs from base 24 to 1937 and encodes 637 amino acids. NCBI's taxonomy places the organism in Eukaryota, Metazoa, Arthropoda, Collembola, Entomobryomorpha, Isotomidae. The record is from RefSeq and is a predicted model, not a curated record. The transcript has 7 exons.
UGCAGGACAUUUCGUAAAAGGGGAUGCAUCUUGGCAGUGUGGCACAGUUAUCUUUUUGUCGACGAAUAGUAACGAGUUUAAAACUGGAACAGAUUCACGUCAAAAUUAUGAAACUAAAAUUGUACAUCUUUUUUCUUCUGGUUGGGUUUGUGACAAGUGUUCCCAUGCCGGAACUUGUUUACGAGGACAAAGGUGAUACAUCAGCCCCACAAAUAGUCGAGCCAUCAUACUCGCCGGAACCGUCCCCCCAAAUCGUCGACACGCCAUCAUAUUCGCCGGAACCGUCCCCCCAAAUCGUCGACACGCCAUCAUAUUCGCCGGAACCGUCCCCCCAAAUCGUCGACACGCCAUCAUAUUCGCCGGAACCGUCCCCCCAAAUCGUCGACACGCCAUCAUAUUCGCCGGAACCGUCCCCCCAAAUCGUCGACACGCCAUCAUAUUCGCCGGAACCGUCCCCCCAAAUCGUCGACACGCCAUCAUAUUCGCCGGAACCGUCCCCCCAAAUCGUCGACGCGCCAUCAUAUUCUCCAGAACCGUCCCCUCAACAAGACUACGUGGCUGCUUCUCCAGUAAACGAUUACGCCGAGUCCUCUGCUCACUCAUCGUCAGAUCCACUCCCACCCGUUUACACACCAGCAGCCUACCCCACUACCGACCCCACAGUUUAUACGGCUCCUCCCCCUUAUGAGGGUCAAAACGUGACAUACCUCUAUCCCAAGGAGACUCGCUCUUACAAUGAAGAAGAGCCAGAAAUUGAAGAGAGAGCCCAUUCAGUUCACUCCACGUACAAAAAGGAACAGCCCCACGAAUUUGAACGGCCAAUUGAACCAAUGGAAGUAGAAGUUUUCGACCCGUACAGUUUCGCAGCUUCCGGUGGAAGCGGGACAACGGAUGCGCCCUACGUUUCUGAGGAAGAAAUUUACGUGGUGCAAAGUCCUGCAGAGGACAAGAAGCAAACUCCAUACCCAGAAGAAGAAAAGGUUGAGGAGCCAUAUCCACAAGAAGCUUAUCCAAACCCCCCGUCCCAGACAAAUUACGAUCAAAAGGAGGUAUUUGACGGCUUAUCAUCCGAAUCAGAAGUCUACCCAGCACCACCCCAACAACCCUCCGCAUACAUUUCCGAAGAAAAAAUAUAUUCCCCACCAGCCAAAAAACCCUCCACAUACAUUUCCGAAGAAAUAUAUUCCCCACCAGCCAAAAAACCCUCCGCAUACAUUUCCGAAGAAAAAAUAUAUUCCCCACCAGCCAAAAAACCCUCCACAUACAUUUCCGAAGAAAUAUAUUCCCCACCAGCCAAAAAACCCUCCACAUACAUUUCCGAAGAAAUAUAUUCCCCACCAGCCAAAAAACCCUCCACAUACAUUUCCGAAGAAAUAAUAUAUUCCCCACCAGCCAAAAAACCCUCCACAUACAUUUCCGAAGAAGAAAUAUAUUCCCAACCAGCCACAAAAACUGACGAGGAAUCCUUCAGCAGCUCAUUUCUCCAAGCGUUUGAUCAAAUUUUGAUUGCAAGCGACCGUUACCGAACGUCUCUCACUAAACCGCUCCAUGUCCUCGUAGAAGACGCUUCCGGCCGGAGAGGUGUGGUCACCUGCAAACUACAACGAACCCGAAUUGUCGUGACAAGGGGGGUGAAAGCCCUCUUGGAGUCGUACCCCCACUGGGUCAAGUUGGGGACCACGAUUGAGGAGUCUCACUGCAGACAGGAUUCGAAAAUGGCCCUCGUCGCCUACUCGUCGCAACUGGCGAAGGUGGCGCAGGAUUUGGCAGGAAUGGAGGACAUGGACUUGGACGACAUCCUAGACGCUCCAAAUGCAGCUUUCAAACGAUUGGAACAGAUUGUCCUUCAAACUCUCGCCUUAUUUGGACCUCUCACUAAUUUAGACGACCAUCAUUCGCACAAUAACGGACAUCACGAAGUAUAUUCCCCGUCCUAGUUGCCAAUUUCGCGUUUUAAAAACAUUCAAUCAUUCUCUUAAAUAAAAUACAUAAAAAUACUUUAUUAUUCAAAUUCA